Molecule: messenger RNA, 4257 nt
Organism: Mercenaria mercenaria
Lineage: Eukaryota; Metazoa; Mollusca; Bivalvia; Venerida; Veneridae
Product: integrin alpha-7-like
Exons: 5
Coding region: 1220-1909 (229 amino acids)
Biological process (GO): cell-cell adhesion; cell-matrix adhesion; cell adhesion mediated by integrin
Cellular component (GO): integrin complex; external side of plasma membrane
Molecular function (GO): integrin binding
Source: RefSeq, a predicted model, not a curated record
CCCUUAAUAAUUAGACUAGCCACUAGACUGAUAAUUACGACAUUUCUAUGAUUUUUUUUCUUUUUUAUGUUCAUAGAGACAAAAGCCAGUCUAUUCUAGAGAUUUUCUAAGAGGACUGAUGUUAAAAUUGUAAUAUUGGACAUAGUAUAUAGACUGGCUCAGUUCACUACAUGAAAUCAUAAAAAUGGGGGAAAAAUUAUCAUAGUCUAGGAGCUAGUCUUCUUAAUAACCAUCAUAAAACUUCAACAUUUUUUUCAACUGGGUAUCAUACAGAAAAAUAAGUCCAUACACUGUGACUGUACAAUCAUACAUACAUUGAAAAAGGCUCGAUGAAAUGAUUAAAAAGUAGACUUUUCCUUAAAUAUAUGAUACAUUCAUGCAUCCUUAAAGGUGUUUCAGGUAGCAGGAAAAUGCAUCUAUUCAUGUGCCAUAUUAAAAAAUAAUCGCAACCCCAGGUUGGGCCCCCCCCCAGCAAAAAAAUCCUGCACACGGGCCUGAAAUGGUCGUAUGAAAAACAUACUUAAUGAGAAAUCAUAAAUAAAUUUCGUGUUGCCAUAGUCCCCUAGUCCACGAGAUUCAAUCCUAACAGUUAGGCGAUCUUUCGUUUCCUCUUAUCUCUAAAAUUUGAAAUUCACGAAUUUAUAUCUGCAUGAGAAAAGUUUGUUUUUGUUAUUUUGACAAAACCUAAACCGCUUAAAUGCCAAUGAAUUUAAUUGAUUUUAAAGUAUAACUGCACCAGGCCAAACUUUAUUAUUCAAAACUGAAUUCAAAUUUGUUAAUUUAAACUAGUGUAGUCAUUUUAAAUUACUUAUUUGGUUCUUAUGUUAAAUACUUCUGAAAACGACGAAGAAAAAGUACAUGAACCAUCUGUUUUCUUGCAUGUCAUGUAACUAUAAAUAAAUUGCUGAAAACAAAGUAUACUUAGUGCAAAUUUUUCAGUUAGAUGACAUGCGUGACAUGUGGGACUUGUUUUUAAAGUAAUUGUAAUAUUUCUCAUGAAACUUUGCACAAACACAUUAAGGUAUGUAUAAUUGAAUUAAUCUGCAUGAUUGUAUAAAAUGGUUUACGUUAAUUAAUUCUGUAAAUACUAGAGCGUAUAUGUUAUAUUCCUAUAAUAUAAUAUAUUUAGAUUCAUUGUGGCCAAACGUGUAACACGAACUGUCGUCUGGUAGAGCAGUACACGACACCAACAGUCUACUCUGACGUUAACGAUCAACCGAUGUCACAGGCAGAAACUCCUGUGACGUCACUAUCGGAUAUUAAAAAUAGUGACUGUACGAAACAAACCUGCUCUCAAUUGAUCUGCACCCUGAGCAACAUGCAUCCUACAACUAUGGCAUAUAUACAAAUGGAAUUUGAAAUAGAUUCUGAAAUCCAGACUGUAUUCAAGGAAGAAUCAGUUGAACUUAUUUCGAUUGCUAGUGUAGAGAUGGGUCAAGGCAAUAUUCAAAGUAGGCAGGUCAGUACGACUUUAAAAAGAAAAGUGAUAUCAUUCUUUAAAAAGGAAGUGCCAUGGUGGAUAGGGGUAUUGAGCGUUCUUGGGGGAAUCGUACUGUUGUCGCUGAUAAGCCUUGUACUCUGGAAGGUAGGCUUCUUUGAGCGAAAGUUGCGAGAUGAGUUAGUAAAAAGAAAGGCACAGAUACCAUAUUCAGGACAGGUAACUGGAAAAAUGCCGACCUUAUAUUCCGGUCAGGUAUCUGGAAAACGUGUUACUGAUGAGUCGGGACAAGUGUCUGGGAGAAAACAAACUGAUGACGCCGGACAGGUUUCAGGAAGAUGUCUUACGGUUGAUGGUGGACAAGUCACAGGAAAGAAGGAUAGAGCAAAGAAUUCCAAAAAUCUAACAGGACAGAAACCAACGAUUGAUUUUUCAGAUUGUGAUGGAUCUAUUCCCCUAAUGCAGCAAUAAAAUGUCAUUUGACAAUUCUAAUUAUAUAAUUGUGAUAUUAGGUAGCCGACAUUGGAGUUGUUUCCUCAGUAUCAAUACAGCUGAUGAUAAAAUGUGUUACCUUUUACAAAGGCAAGUAAAUAGAUAGAUAGACAAAUAGAUUUACUUCUGUGUACUAUGUACAUGAUGUACAUAAUUAUUCAUAACAAUAUAUAUAACAACGUUAACAUACAGAUAACAAUGAACAAGUAUGCAUGUUAAAGAAAGCCAUGUCAUAUACAUUAUAACACAAAGAAUGACACAAAAAAGAAAUAGAAAUCAUCUCUUAUUUCCAGUGUGGUGGUUGUGUAGUAUAAUAUGGUAUGACAUGGGAAGACAUAUCACAGAAAAAAGAGGAAGACUUACGACACAAUUCUUAGAUAUAAAAUCAUAAAAGACCAACAUUAUCACUGUAGAUGGAUAAAAAUAAGUAUUAUAUAUCAUCUAAUGUAUUAUUCUAUAUAACUGAUAUUGCUGAAUAAUGUGGUAAGGUAAGUUUACAAGUACGCUGCCUUGGCAGUCCAAGCGCGCAGUAAUGUACCUAAAAUUAAAUCGUGAAUGUAUGGUAUGAAUCUUACUAUGGUAAAAUCAUGCCAUGAAACAUCUUACAAAAAAUAUUCGUUUGUAUUUAUAGUAUUUCUGUUUACAGUAUUUUACAUGUCACUGAGCUUUUCUCUGUUUUAUAUAUCGAACAGUAUGUUAUCAAUAUGUGUGUAAGGGUUUCACCUAGCGGGAAUUAUGUUCAUUUAUACCGACUUGUAGCUUUGGAACAUGGUGGGAAUUUAGGGAAUGUGCACAUAUAUUAUAAUUAACCGGCUUAUAUAACCUUUGGUGUUAAGCCACUGGCUACACUUAAACGGUAGCCCGAUGUAUUCCUUUAUUUGUUUGUCUCGGUCUUGUCGAUACGUUUACUUUGUCUUGCCUUUUCGUGUGUUUGACUAAUACAUACUUACAUACAUACAUACAUACAUACAUAUAGGCAUAGGAAAAAGAGAUCAAUAUAAUUGCACCUUUACUAAUCCUACCAGGUGUUCUGUAUUACAAAAGUGCUAAAAAAAUCUAUUGUGACAUUUUGAUACAAGCAAAACUGUAUUAUCUGCACUAUAAAAUACUUACUGGUAUUUAAUUUUAUUAUCGGCUUGUUAAAAGUUAAUUUUUGCCAUAAGUAAGUUGACAAAAUCAUAGGAACCAGUGAUUCAGGGGUAAAUCAAACACAUAUUAAUAAAUCCUAAACGAUUUUGUUGUGCAAAAAUGUAUAAUAUUGUGUCUUAAACCGUUUUCGUUUUCUACUCUAUUGUGUAAUUGCAAGGGAAGUAAACUGAUAGAUAUAUCUGCUUUAAAGUACUAGCCCAAGGCAAGAGUUGACAUUCUUUGCAGAUCACAACUUUGAAUUAAAUAUUAAAAUUUCUGUUAUUGAUAUUAGCAAAACUAUCAUGCAUUGCACAUUUGUGAAAUCAUUUUUGUUAAUUUCAAGGACUUGGAAAUCAAUUUCUAGACUUUAUUUAAUGUAUUUCUAUCAAUGAAAGUGUUAGGGUCUAUAUCUAAUACAUACAUACAUACUGCUUAAGAGUAAUCGAUACGGUUUAUGGGGGUGAUUUUUAUUUUGAGCCUGACUUUUCCUUUAAUCAUUUUAUCUCUCACAGUUGUCUUUUUCUAUAAAAUGCAGAAUUAUUUUUUAUAAAGAUAAGUCCAAGACGAAUGGCGUAGACCUAAACAGAGAGGGCUUCUAGUAUGUAAUGUAUUUAUUAACUUUAUAUCCACAUAAGUGAUAUUAUUUUGCAUUUUAGUCAGGUGGUGCUGCUUCAUAGAUAUUUAUCUGACCUGUCUAAACACAUACGAAAACAGUGGUUUAUUCUGAUUUGUCUAACAGAACACAUACGAAACCAAUGGUGUAUUGAUAGCUAAAAGUGGUCCGUUGUAGACACGUGGAACAUCAUUAAAACUGAUGUUUGUUUGCGUUAUGAAAACUGUCAAAUGUUCACAUGCCCUUAGAGGCCUUGCUUUACAGAUUGUUGCUUUUGUUACCAAUACCAAUACGUACUUGGGCGGGAUGACAUUUUUACGCUGGUAUGUAAUUUUGGCAAAUGUUAUGGAUUAAAAGUGCUAAUUUGUGCUUAAUUGACCUUUUAAAACUACCAAGUGACGCUUUUGCCGCUGGCCGUUUCAAAGCGGUGCACAACCAUGUUCCCUAUCCUUAUUGUCUAUUUUGUUUUCUUUUGUCUGUAUUUUAUUUGUGUUUGUCUAUCAUUUGCACAUUCAUUCACAAGUACUUAAAUUUACUGCGGUAUAUAUUUGUUUCAUACAAACAUACGUAUAUACACUACGGUAGA